Equus caballus (horse) is the source of this 5758-nucleotide messenger RNA. RefSeq names its product golgi associated RAB2 interactor 1B (gene GARIN1B). Lineage: Eukaryota; Metazoa; Chordata; Mammalia; Perissodactyla; Equidae. The record is from RefSeq and is a predicted model, not a curated record. Gene Ontology annotation, cellular component: nucleus.
UAGGUUGGCUUGCCACUUCCUGUUCUUACAACCAUGAAGUCUAAUUGGUGUGAUACUGUUCCCAGAAAAGUGGGUGCUGUGUAAGCAAACACGGCAGCCACAGGUGUCUUAUUUGUCUGUGUAUCCUCCAGUGCCUGCUUCCUACAGGACACCCAAUUAUGUGUUGUUAAAUAAAUCCAUUUCUGCCAUAGCUAGCUCUGGCUGCCCCACAUUGUUCCUCCCCCCAAACAAGGGAAUAAACUACGGCCUUUGCUGAAUGGAUGUAUCACUGAAAUUGAUUUCCCAGAGACUAUUUCUUAGAUGAAAAUACCACCACAUAAGGGACUGGUAAAGCUUUUAAGGGCCAAUAAAUACAUUAUUUAAAAGAGAAAAUGAGCAAAACAUUGUUAUCCAGAGUCAACUAGAGCCCACCAGGACAUGACAUUUGCAAAAAUAAUAUAAGAAUGCAUCUUAAAGUCUCUGAAAUGGGAUUCAGAGAAAAGAGAAAAUGUCCUCAAGGAAUAAUGCCAAGAUGGACCCACUUAAAAUGUGUGAUGAAAAUGAGAUUAAAGCUUCCCAAAUGCCCUUGUAUGUCUUGAGAAAAAUAAUCAACAGCUGGUCAAUGAAGACUCCAGUUGUGCUGAUGGGACAGCAGGAAGGGGAAGCAGAGGGCUGGGGACACUGACCAUGUAGAAAUGAGCGGUCCUGACCUGUACCCUGGGGUUACCAAGGGAUUCCCUAAGGAACUCUCAGAACCACAGGCCACUGAUUUAGAAAACAACAAAAGACAACGGUCUCAUUUUCAGCAAGAAUCCUUUUAGGUCAGUUUAGCCAGAAUCCCCUGACCCCUGAUGUUUCCUCAGUAAUUUUCCAUCUGCUGACGCCCACCCUGCUCCAUGGCUGUACAGCCCCACUCACCCAGGCUGUAUUCAGUGUUGAGUCCAAUCUCUCUCCCCCACGGCAAAGUCCCAUCGCACUGGUCCCAACACCUAUUGUGAUAGUCCCCCCACCAAAAUAGAGUCUUUUUUAUCAUGCUUUGAAAAAAACACAACAAAAAGCCCAUAAGAGAUCAAUCUUGAGAAAUCCAAGACUAUGGUUUCAAAAGAGGGAAACAACCACUGAGAGUGGUAAAGCUUCAUAAAAUGAGCAUUUAAAAUGAAAAUUAGAAUUAUUAAGGCCAAGGCCACUUACAGGAACUAUAACUUGAAUGGAAACGACCAGAAAUACAACAAUCUAGAGAUAUUCUGAGAGUGGGCAGUUCUGGUGUUCACUCUGUCUCUGUUUCCUGCCUGACUUAGGAUAAAUCAAUUUCCCCAUUGGGGAUAGGGAUUUUUAAAAUUAAAAUAUCACCAAAAUUUUUAAUUGUGUCCAAACAAAACAUUGUUUUGGAUGUUAGUUGCAAUAGUAACUGGAAACACACCAUGUAUCCAUACAAAGAAAUACUCAUAGACAGUUUCUUCUAAAUUGGUUUUAUAACCCCUAAAACCUCCCAUUAAGCACAUUGGCUUGCACAAAGAAGGAAAGGAAUUUCCAUCACUUCCAUCCCUCCCCUCACCGCCAUUCAAAGGCCAUGUCUAGAGGCAAGAACAUUACAACUAGUAGUACUAGACUGUCACACAUGCAUACUCAGGCUAUUCCAUUUGUAAAUGCUUUGCAUUUUUAUAAAAGUGUCUCCACAUCUACAAUCUAACCUAAUUCUCAUAAUUGUGUGGGAUAGCUGUUAUUACGGACUAUACUCCUCGGAUGAGAAAAGUAAAGCCCAAAACAGGUCAGCAUGAGCUUUGGGCAGCUUGUGAUUAUCCAAGGCCAGAGGGCAGUAGGGCAAUGGCCUCCAGGCCUGUUCUCACAGGCAUCAGUCUCCACCCUGCCCAUUCCCGUCAUCACUGAGACCUUUGGUUGCAGUCUCCGGCCAGUCUAGUUGCUAAACCAAGGGGCCGGCUCACGCCAAAACCCGGAUUCUUUCACGUGCCUAUAUAAACAGAGCCGAUAACUGCCACCAGGCGGCGCCACAUCGCAGCCGGGACUCCAGUGGAUCGGGUGUGCACCUGCCAAGCCCCUUGGCUGAGCAGGCUAAACCCAGGCAUUUUACUAACUUCACAGUAACGCCGCCCCACCCCGACUGCCUAUUGGGACCCCACUUAGCAGUCUAUAAUGGAGUUUUACUGUUUUUGAGCAGCCAAUCCAAUACACCUUUACGGAUCCUUUUUCGGAACUACUGUGUUGAAUACAAGCUUCUGAUUAGAUUUCGUUAUGACUUCUAACAGAAUCAUGCAUAAACCUUUACAUAUUGGCGUAUAUAUUUAUUACAGGUUUUUCCCCUUUACAUUACAGCUUGAGUAGCAUAUCAACUUUUGAAAUAAUAUAUAGGUAGGUUAUAAUCACUGAAUUUUGUUUCAGAAUGGUAAAACGGGUGUUACAAAUAUUUGUCAUGAAAAGGGGACUUGGGUCGGACAGGAUUGAGAACCACUAUUUGGAGUAUGGACCUUCUCCUGAAUACUGCCCUGUUGACUUUGAUGAUAUCUGAACAAAUAGCAACUUUUUAGCCUCCUUCGCUGUCUCCACUUUCUCCUACUUCCACCUCACACUGGGGCUGCUCCUGGAGGCUCCUUUGCUCUGCUGGUCCCACACCUUCUCCUUAGCUCUCAGGAAAGCAAGUCCCUGACAGCAUCACUUGCGCCCAGUACAAUCUCAGCCAGGCCAUGGCCGGCUUCUCAGGCUCUUUCACCCUUCCCAACCCCACAGGUACGUCCUGCUGGUUCCACCCUCACUCCAACACACUUGUCAUCUCCAAUCUCUUCCGGACUGUCCAUCCAGGUGAGAACUUGGGCUACACUCUCUCCUGACAGUGUUUAAAACGUCCUCUGCUCUAGUUGGGAGUGUAUCCUGUUCUCACGGAGUGAUCUUAGUCAAUUGAGCCUGAAGAUCUGAAACCUGGCGAGCCCAGCUGGGCUUUACUGCCUCUGCCGAGGCGGCACUGCCAUCCAGGGGGGCUCGCACUCUUGAAGAUUUUUCUUACCAUUGUUUUCCCUGAGCUGAUUAUUCACUCCCUCAGGCUGCCUCUCUCAAUUGGUGGGGCAAGGGGGCAGGUGAGAGAGAAUUUGUGAGAACACACAAUUAUUUAAACUAGCUUUCUUUCUCUCCUAUCAGACCAUACCCAGAUUUUCUGUUUUCUCUAUCCUUUGGCCACCAUUCAACCUCUUUCCUUGGUAGGUUGUCACUAGUUAAGUUUUUGCUAUUAAAAAAAAUUAUUAUAUAUUUACUGUGGACUGGGAAUAAUUCUGUGACAUGGCUUCUUUGCAGAGGCUGCUGAUUACCUCCCAAUAUCCUUAAAUAAUAAAUAAGAGAACUCUCCAGUUUAGGUGGGCUCAUGGUCACCCAGCUAAAAGCUACAUUUCCCAGCUUCCCUUGUUUCUGGGUGUGACCAUGUGAGUGAGUUCCGACCAAUGGGAUAUGAGCAAGUGAUUAUGCCAUUUCCAGGUCGUGCCCUUAAAAGGAAUGAGUGUGCACUCCCCUGCUUUCCUCCUUCUCACUGGCCAGGAUGCAAAUAUGAUGGCAGGAGCUGGAGCAGCUGCCUUGGAACCCAGAGAUGGAAGCCAUAUGUUGAGAAUGGUGGAGAUACUCUACCAGUUCUGGACUGCCUACCACGGGACUACUGUGAACUAUAGUAGCUAGAGAAGCGGGCUAAACACUGCAAGGAAGUAACCAGACAGAUCCAGGAGGUGGGACAUUCUGUAGGACAGCUGACUAAAUUGCUUCCACUAUUUCUAGACUGAGUCUAAAGCUUCUUCCACACACCACAGAAGUGGGCUCAACAGGCUUGUAUGGAAAAGAGAAAAAGUCAUCUUCUCAAUUGAAGGGGACUUUUGAAUGUCUCAGUGGCCAAAUACAUCCAAACCAUACGUCUGAGCCAGUGAGCUUUACUGUUGUGGGCCUGCCCUGGUUUUUCAUGAUGUCAUCCAUUCAUCAUUGUGAGCAGAUUGGCGGUCCCUGGCCUUGGCCAGCUGCCCAAGGCCAGGAGGGAAGAGAGAGAUCCCAGGACAAAUGUGCAGUGGGCCCCUGAGCUUGUGCGGAAAUGUCAUCAGUUCCACAGAGAAAGACUUGGUACAAAUUGAAGAAGACAAUAAAAGUCACAAGAUCCUAUCCAACCUUCCCUUCCCUGAACGCCUGGGAAGAACUCAGGGACCUCUUGCCUGUGGAUCAGGAGCCAUACCCUGGAGUGGGCCUGGGUGUGGAGGAGGGACUGCUCUGCCAGAUGGUUCAUUCUCCAGAAUUCAACCUGUUUCCCGACUCAGUGGUGUUUGAAAGCAACUUUGUCCAGGUCAAAAAGGACAGGAACUGGAUAGACAUGUACAAAGCCUCCAACACCAUGGCCCUUGGGGUCACCUCCUCCGUGCCCUGUCUGCCCCUUCCCAACAUCCUCCUCAUGGCCAGUGUCAAAUGGCACCAGGGGCAGAGCCAGACAUGGAACAGACCAUCUACAGUCCCAAACAUCAUCCUGAAGAGGAUUCUCCCGUUGAAGUUUGUGGAGCUCCAGAUCUGCGACCGCCCUCAGCGCAUCCUGCAGUUGAGGACAGUUGCCGAGAAGAUCUACUACCUAAGGCUCCACCCUGAUCAUCCCAGGACUGUCUUCCACUUCUGGAUCCGACUGGUUCAAAUUCUGCAGACGGGCCUGUCCAUCACCACCAAAGACCCUAGGAUUCUUGUCUCUCACUGCCUGGUACCCAAGAACAGCUGCAGCCCCUCAGGAGACUCUAAGUUAGUACAGAAGAAACUCCAAGCCCCCCAGCCCAGUGACAGCCUCAUGCAGCUGAUGGCCAAGGGAGAGAGUGAGGCCCUCUCUCAGAUUUUUGCCGACUUGCACCAGCACAACCAGUUCAGUUCCAGGAGCAGCAAAAAGACGGACACCAAAAAGGAUAGCUCAGAGAAAGAUACUCCCAGUGAAGACUGCAUCCCCUGCACCCGCGACCUCAGUUGGAGGGAUUCGCUCACCUGUGGAGAGUGGGAACGAGAGAACCCCUCUGGACCACAGCCCCUCUCACUCCUCAGCACUCUGGCAGCCUGCACGAGGCCACAGCUGACCCUGCUCAUAGGAAAUUCUAUUUGAACCACCCUUUCACACUUGGGAGAAUCUAUGCAGCCCUCGCCAACGCCACUGUGCAGCAUUCAUCUUUCCGAGGGGUCUCUCUGGAUGGAGGGGAGGAGAAAGCUGCAACUACAGGAAAACUAGAAUCCUCUCACAUCUAUAGCAUAGCCUUUCCUUGGAGAACCAUUUGGGAGGAUGGAUCCAAGAUGAGAAGCAUUAUUCUAGCAUUAUUCCAAUCCGUAACUUCACAUCCUCACCACCACAAACAUCACCACGCCUUGUCUCCAUUCCACCGCCAGGCAGACACAAGAAGACAUGCUCUCAGGAUGGCCAGGACCAAGAGAUGGAGAGAAGGGAGGAGAAGGAAGCAGGGCCAGAGAGAACUAAAAAAGAACAAAAUGGAGGUGAAGAGGAAGGUGGACGGAGGAAGUCAGAGAUGAGGGGAGAUACAGAGAGGUGGUAACGGAAGGAAACAAAAGAGACUUGGGAGAGAAGCUGAAGAGGACAAGAGAAGAAAUACACCACUGAGAGAUGCCUCAUGGAGCUUCUAUUUAUCUAGUUUAAAACUUGAAAGUAAUGCCAUAUUCCAAAAAAGAAAUACGUUUUCUUCUGUGCUCAGACUGCUCUGGACAAGUAUGAGGAAUCAGAAAUGAAUUCCAGCCAAGGGCUUCUCCUUAAAUUUCCCUUUCUGCUGGU